AUGGGCAAGAUUGAAACAACAGUGAGCUCAAGAAAACGCCACAACCCUCUCGAGAGGGAUAUCGCGUCUGACGGUGGCAACCUCAAGAAGAGAUUCCCAGGUUCAAGUGAGAAGGGCAGUUCUCAACAUGAUGGCUUUUAUGAUGCCUCCAUAUCUAGGAAGAUUUUAAAGCUAGCGAAAAGCCAGCAAGAAGAAUUAGAUGAGGAUACUAAUUCACAGGUCUCUGUGGCGCUUGAACUGGAUGAUGAACUGCAACGCAGUGUUUCAGACAUGGAGGAGUACGACAUGGCCAUGGAUCAAGCCAUAUUGUCAGACAAUGACUACGAGGAAGAAAGCCAAGUCAUUUUGCAUAAUGAGAACGAUCAAAGCUUAGUCGAUUCUUACUUUGGUAACGCUGAACAAGCCACUGUCACUUUAGCCGACAAGAUCAUGGCUAAGAUUCAAGAAAAGGAAUUAAGACAAGCUUCGGCUGACGAUAUCGUGUCCGAUCAGCAGGGUGUCCGUCUUCCUCCGAAAGUUAUUGCUGCUUAUCAGAAAAUAGGGCAGAUUCUCUCGACCUAUAGACAUGGUAAGCUUCCGAAGCUUUUUAAAGUACUUCCUUCAUUAAGGAAUUGGGAAGACGUUCUCUUCGUUACAGAUCCUGGCUCUUGGACACCCCACGCAGUUUGCGAAGCCACAAAGCUCUUCGUGUCCAAUUUGUCGUCGAAUGAGGCCCAGAUAUUCAUUGAGACGGUUUUACUCCCCAAGUUUAGGCAAUCGAUAGAGGAUAGUGACAACCACACUCUAGAUUAUCAUCUAUACAGAGCACUCAAGAAAUCCUUAUACAAACCGGCUGCAUUUUUCAAAGGAUUCCUUUUACCCUUGGUCGACGAUCAGUGUACACUUCGCGAGGCCAUGAUAGCAUCCUCUGUCCUUUCGAAGAUAUCCAUUCCUUCAUUGCAUUCUUCAGUUGCUCUCACACAAUUAGCGCAAAGAAGUUACACCCCGGCUAGAACGGUAUUCAUCCGAGUUCUCAUUGAAAAGAAAUAUGCUUUGCCAUACCAGACCUUGGAUGAUCUCGUUUUUUAUUUCAUGCGAUUCAGACAAGCUUCCAACGAUGAUCAAAUACUUGCUGAAGAUGCUGUGUUGCCAGUCGUAUGGCAUAAGGCUUUCUUAGCUUUUGCUCAACGGUAUAAGAAUGACAUUACGGACGACCAGCGAGACUUUUUACUUGAAACAUUAAGACAAAGAUUCCAUGGCGCCAUCGGCCCAGACAUCAGAAGAGAGUUAGUCAGCGGUAGUAACCGGUCUACAGCUACAGAUGAUUUGGCGAUGGAACGUGCUUUUUAA
Candidozyma haemuli is the source of this 1329-nucleotide messenger RNA. RefSeq names its product snoRNA-binding rRNA-processing protein (gene ENP1). The transcript has a single exon. Gene Ontology annotation, molecular function: snoRNA binding. Gene Ontology annotation, biological process: rRNA processing. Bases 1 to 1329 code for a protein of 442 amino acids. The record is from RefSeq and is a predicted model, not a curated record. NCBI's taxonomy places the organism in Eukaryota, Fungi, Ascomycota, Pichiomycetes, Serinales, Metschnikowiaceae. Gene Ontology annotation, cellular component: nucleolus; cytoplasm; preribosome, small subunit precursor.